CCCCAGCGUUGGCGCGAGAUCCGAACGUCGGCGGCAGUGGCGUUUGCUGAGGUGUCUGGAGCGUGAGCCGGCGUCCUGCCGGCUUGGUCUCCUCAGCGGCCAUGAGGCGGACAGGCCCCGAGGAGGAGGCCUGCGGCGUGUGGCUGGACGCGGCGGCGCUGAAGAGGCGGAAAGUGCAGACACAUUUAAUCAAACCAGGCACCAAAAUGCUAACACUCCUUCCUGGAGAAAGAAAGGCUAGUAUUUAUUUUACUCAAAGAAGAGCUCCAUCUACAGGCAUUCACCAGAGAAGCAUUGCUUCCUUCUUCACCUUGCAGCCAGGAAAGACAAAUGGUAGUGACCAGAAGAGUGUUUCAUCUCAUACAGAAAGUCAGCUCAACAAAGAGUCCAAGAAAAAUGUGACCCAGCUAGACCAUUUGAUCCCAGGCUUAGCACAUGAUUGCAUGGUAUCCCCUUUAGCCACUUCAACCACUGCAGACAUCCAGGAAGCUGGACUCUCUCCUCAGUCCCUCCAGACUUCUGGCCACCACACUUCUGAGCUAUCUUUGCUCCAGCCUGAUACUCUAGACUGUGCUGGAGAGAGUAAUACCCCAUUGGCUUUUUCCUUCACCGAGGACUUGGAAAGUUCUUGUUUGCUAGACCAAAAGGAAGAAAAAGGGGAUUCUGCCAGGAAAUGGGAAUGGCUUCAUGGGUCUAAGAAGAACUGUCAGAGUAUGAAGAAACACACCAAACUACCUGGGGACAAAUGCUGUCAGCCUUUAGGCAAGACUAAAUUGGAAAGAAAGGUGUCUGCCAAAGAAAACAGGCAGGCCCCUGUCCUCCUUCAAACAUACAGGGAAUCCUGGAAUGGAGAAAACGUAGAAUCAGUGAAACAAAGCUCUUGUCCGGUUUCUGUGUUUUCCUGGGACAAUGAAAACAAUGACAAGGACUCCUGGAGUCAGCUUUUCACUGAAGAUUCUCAAGGUCAGCGGGUCAUUGCCCACAACACUAGAGCUCCUUUUCAAGAUGUAACGAAUAACUGGAAUUGGGACUUAGGGCCGUUUCCUGACAGUUCUUGGGCUCAGUGCCAGGAGGAUGGGCCAACUCAAAAUCUGAAGCCUGAUUUGCUCUUUACCCAGGACUCUGAAGGUAAUCAAGUUAUCAGGCACCAAUUCUAAAUGUUUUGAAGCUUUGUUCCUAAAAGUACCUUGAAAUGACAGAGAUGUAGGAAAAUAUAGUUGUGGAUGGAGAGACGGGUGAGUUUGUUUAGGUGGGAAGGUAGCAUGGGAUGAAGUUAUCAUUACUGAGCAUCUUCCCUAUGUAAAUAAAGGGCAGUACCAUUGUUAAGACACUGGGUUUGCCAUCAUGGCUUUCCCUCAGGAAGAUGGUGGCUGAUAAAUUCCCUGAACAAGUCUAUGAUGAACACUGAGGCAGCACAGUGGGUAUUUAUCUCUCCAUGAAAGCGCCUUUUACUUAGCCUGCACAGAGCCUUCCAGAUGUCUGACUGGGACCUUGCUUAUGGAUGUGUGGGUUUUUUUUUUUUUUUUUUUUCUUUUCUCUUUUGUUUUUCUCAGAUGGAGUCUCACUGUGUUGCCAGGCUGAAGUGCAGUGGUGCGAUCUCAGCUCACUGCAACCUCUGCCUCCUGGAUUCAAGUGAUUCUCCUGCCUCAGCCUCCCGAGUAGUGGGACUACAGGCGCGUGCCACCAAGCCCAGCUAAUUUUUUUUUUUGCUAUUUUUAGUAGAGACGAGGUUUCACCGUGUUAGCCAGGAUGGUCUCCAUCUCCUGACCUCAUGAUCUGCCCGCCUCGGCCUCCCAAAGUGCUGGGAUUACAGGUGUAAACCACCGUGCCGGGCCAGAUGUGUGAACUUUUAAUCUCUGGCUGAUCUUAACCCACUUCGACCUAAGCUUGGGAUGAUUACUCUUGACCCUUAUUUUGAGUGAUUAGCAAAUCUCCCCACAACCCAGGUGUGCGCAGAAGAGAGGUAGAAUGGUGCUAGUUUCUUAUUUUAUUUUUAUGGUAACUGUACAGCACUUUAAAGUUAUAUACUCUAUGUUUAAAUAUACCCCUUAAAAAGCCUGAGCUAUAUAACAAUCUGGAUGUGACUGUGUUACCCUUUUCCCACAAGAUAGGAGGGAAUCCCCUUUGUAAAACUACGAAUCCAAAUAAAUGUUUACAAAGUGGC
This is a messenger RNA of Chlorocebus sabaeus (green monkey), 2164 nucleotides long. RefSeq names its product aurora kinase A and ninein interacting protein (gene AUNIP). Lineage: Eukaryota; Metazoa; Chordata; Mammalia; Primates; Cercopithecidae. Gene Ontology annotation, biological process: spindle organization. Gene Ontology annotation, cellular component: centrosome; spindle pole. The record is from RefSeq and is a predicted model, not a curated record.